Heterobasidion irregulare TC 32-1 is the source of this 234-nucleotide messenger RNA. RefSeq lists its product as uncharacterized. The record is from RefSeq and is a predicted model, not a curated record. NCBI's taxonomy places the organism in Eukaryota, Fungi, Basidiomycota, Agaricomycetes, Russulales, Bondarzewiaceae. Bases 1 to 234 code for a protein of 77 amino acids. The transcript is spliced from 3 exons.
AUGCUCGACCCUUGUCGAAGAGAUGAUCUUCACAGAUUAAGCGAUUGCACUUGGAGAGUACAGGAGAGUAUGCCAUGUAUCACACGUGAUCCGCGCUCGUCUGCAUCGAACCCAGACCCAUCGCACACCAUCCGUCCAGACACAAGGAUAAACAAUGACCAUCGGGGAGGCAAGGGUAUGUGGCUUCGUGAGAUAGAGUUGAAGAGUGGGAAGAGCUUAGGAGGCCCUCGUUGA